Messenger RNA from Tetranychus urticae (two-spotted spider mite), 2400 nucleotides. Its product is annotated as mast cell protease 1A-like. Gene Ontology annotation, biological process: proteolysis. Lineage: Eukaryota; Metazoa; Arthropoda; Arachnida; Trombidiformes; Tetranychidae. The record is from RefSeq and is a predicted model, not a curated record. Gene Ontology annotation, molecular function: serine-type endopeptidase activity.
AUGAACGUUUGAAGAGGAAAGGCUUAAUUUCAAUGGGAUUGGAUUAUCAAGGGAUUGAUUUAACUGAUGUUUCAUCCAGCCUUUAUCUCCUGUUUAUUCUGAAUCUUUUGCAAAAAGAAGAGUAAAGAGAAGAAAAAAAAUGUUCUCCAAAUCAAAUUAUGAUUGAUACAAAUUGAUGUCAACAAUUAUCCUGAUGAGUGAGUUUCAUCAUGGAAAUGUUUUCAUCUAAGGAGGAGGAAAUCAAGUGAAAGUGGGAGGUAAAUCAGUUGACAUUUAGAGAUUAGAUGAAAAUUAAAAGAAAAGGUGUGAAAGAUGGACAAUUGAAAUAAACUGUUGGACCAAAAAAAGCUGGCCAAGCAAAUGAGGGAAGAGAAAGUUUGUUAUCUUCAUUGACAAUAUUUAACUUAAAGUCAAUCCAUGGAUUAGUUUCAUUUGGCUUUUGAAUGUGCAAAUUGAUUCAUGAUAAUUGAAUUGUAACAAUUUGAGUGAUUUCUGCAAGAUUCAACCUUUUCACGCCAAUCUCAACGUUAAUCAGUAUUCACUUUAUUCAUGUUUAAUCUCUUUCUGUGUGUUUCAAGUGUUGUUUUGUGAUUUCAUUUCAAUCAUAGCCAAUGGUGAAUACAAUUAUUUCAGAUGAUUGGAUUCACUGGAUCACCGGAUAACCAUGUAAUUUUGUUUGUGAAUUUAAUCAAAGGAUGCCUUGCUGGAUUAACUCAUUAAUUCUGUUUUGUGGAUUAAUCAGGAUAACCAGUGCAGAUUAUUGUGAUUGUGGAUUAAGUGGCCUUCAAAAACGAGUUUACGGCGGGAACGAGACAUACGCCAAUCAAUACCCAUGGGUAGCUCAUUUAAGAUUUUUCAAUUACAUUGGCGGAGGUCAGUAUGGACUUUGUGGAGGCUCUCUCAUUGACCAUUGGCAUGUUGUAACGGCAGCCCAUUGUUUGCACGAUGAAAAGGGCAACGUCCGUGAUCCUAGGGCUGUUCAGGUCUUUCUAGGAGUUCAUAAUCUUUACCUGCUGCCAAGAGCCCGUCAAGUGGCCUAUUUUAUUAUUCCCGACAAUUAUGAUUCUUCUAAACCAGUUAAUAAUGAUUUUGCCAUACUUCAAUUGGCUGAACCAGUUGAAUUUUCAGCCAGAAUAUCACCCAUCUGCAUACCAAAAGAUGAUGUCGAACCAUAUCAAAGGUUAACCGUUGCUGGUUGGGGACAUUUAGGGCCUAAUCAAGGGACAGCGGCUGCUCUUCAACAUGUCGAUGUUUAUUAUGUUGGCAAAGGGGAUUGCUAUGAAAUGGUCAAAGACUAUCUUUAUCGAACCCAUCCAAUUGUACGGUUGUUUCCUCACAAAUUUAUAAUUCCUCCAAUCCAUGAGAACCAUAUGUGUGCCGUUGACGGAUCAACAGGUGGUGAUGCCUGUCAAGGAGACUCUGGUGGACCUUUAAUGUAUCUAAAUCCAAGCAAUAAUCGCUAUUAUUUGAUUGGAGUUGUCUCUGGUUCUUAUGAUCUUUGUGGAGAUGAAAUGACUCCUGGCUUUUAUACAAUGACCAAAAUGUUUAGGCAUAUCAUUGAAUCUGUUGCUCCUGAAUCCCAUGUUUGCUACUAUUGAUGAUACAUGAUGAUAUAUCCAAUGGACCGUCCAACAAACAAUCAAUGAACACAAACUAAUGCUGUAACGAGCAUUUGAAUAACAUACAAACAUGUUGUAUAAGUACAACAAAUCCAAAGAACCACUUACACCAAGAUGAAAAUAUUUGACCCAAAAAAUGUUUUUAACCAGUUUUAUGGUUAUAAAUACGGUUUGAAGAGGAAAGGUGUGAAAAAUUUAACGAGCAAACCUAAUUGUGAUUACUAGAUACUUAUUAAUAAUUAAUUGUAAAGAAAGUUUUGUCCACAUUUUUUGUUUCAUUUUAAUGCGAAAUAUUUAUAAAGUCAAUUAGAAAGAAAAAAAGUUCUCAAGUUUCUCAUACAAAUAACAGGUAGAAAACACUGUUAACCUGUCCAGCUAUUAAUUAACCAAAUUGAGGGACAAAAAACAGUCAUCAAGCAAUAAUUGAGAAACAAUCGUUUUUCGUUUUUUUAUUGUCCAUCAUUUGAUUCGUUUUUUCAUCAUUUUUCUUAUUCUUCCCAUCAUCUUAACCCACAGCUUUCUUCCUCCCUCCUCCCUCCUUAACUUCCGUUCCCAUACCAUUUAAAGGGAAAGAUGAAAAGCCACUUGUAAAGGUAACACAAGGACAAAGGAUUGAUUGACCAGCCCGUGUAACCUCACCACGUACCAAGUCAUGCAAAGUCCUUUAACGGUUAUGUUAACCAUUGUUGCAUGAAAAGUGAAGAUAGCCAAAUGAUUAGAGAGAUUCAUCAUUAAUACAUUGACUUAAACAAUAUAAAGUUCAAUCCAAGGCUCUCAAUGA